UCCUUAUUGCACGCUCACCCGUCAUUCCCGAUGCCACCCCCCCGAUGAGCAACGCCCCCCACCGCUAUGCCUCCGUGGUCUUGGGCUUCGCUGACCCUCCCUCCACCUCGUUCCACCCCUACUCCUUCCCAAGCAAGGCCGGGGGCCGCCCCGUGUGGCUGCACCUCCCACCAACGGCGGCCCCUCCUCCCCCCCGAUGCAAAAUCUGCUCCCGGCCGCAACAAUUCUUGCUGCAAAUUUACGCGCCCGUCGAACCGCAACUUGUCGCCCACGACGAAGCCUUCCACCGCAUGCUCUACGUCGCUAUCUGCCCCUCCGCGUCCUGCCAGCGCCGUUCGGAUUGCGUCACCGUCCUGCGCGCUCAGCUUCCGCAAAGGAAUCAGUGCUACCCGUAUGAGGCUGUGGAGGAGCCCGAGUUGAUCAAGGAGCCAGACGUUUGUGUUUUAUGCGGCUUUGCAGCUGCGAAGAGAUGCGCCCAGUGUCACCGCGUCUCGUACUGCGCAAGGGCCUGCCAGUUGCAGGACUGGAAGCUGGGGCACAAGGACGAGUGCGCCGGGGGCGUGACGAAGGACGACAUGGACGCCAGGAGGGUCAAGUGCAGGCUUCGCGAGAUGGAGAUUGUCACUGAGCAGCAUCCCACACCGGAUACUAGUGACGACGAGGACGACAGUGAAGGGGAGGACGCGCAUGUCGAAACGCUAUCGCCAAAUGGCGACGCCAGCGAGGGCGGCGGGGAGCAGGAGGACGCGAAAGCCGAGACGCUGCCGCCUAGCGGUGAUGCUCACCCUUCGGGCACGGUGACGCGCGUCAGUACCGCUGUAAACGUAGACGAAAUGCCUGUGCGAGGCACGUUUCAAGACGCAGACGGCGACGAGCUUCCCGAAGAGAUAUUCCGCGGGCGCGGGCGCGGGUUAGGGGCCAACGACGCGUCAACGAGUCAUUUCCAGCGCGUGGUUGGGUACGCGUCGUCGCAAGUGGUGCGGUACGAAUGGGACGGGUUGGCUCUGUGGGCAGCGCGCGGCGGGCGGUGCGGCGAAGCCGGGGCGUGCCAGCGGUGCGGCGCGCCGCGCGUGUUCGAGAUGCAGGUCAUGCCGCAGCUGGCGUGGUACGUCAGGCACGACGACGCGCGCGCGACGAUCGAGGCCGUCGCAGAGCGCUUGCGCGACGGCAUGGAGUGGGCGACUAUCGCUGUCUACUCGUGCUCGCGUAGCUGUCCCCUGGGGGAUGUGUACGCCCGCGAGAUGGCGUGGGCGCAGGCAUUCGACGCCCCCCCGUAGACCACCCGCGCGGAGGUCCUGACGGCCCUGGUGGAGGGCGCCACACGUGUACGGCCAAGGGUCGACGCAGUCGCCCGCCUCCCGGUCCGCUAAACUGCACGUGCCGUCCCGAUUGGACCACCACGCACAACGCGUGUCGCGAUCCGUUCGAUCAUCCACCCUACUUUGCCGGCCCCGUCACCAGCCCCCACUCCCCCGUUCCCCCUUCGGACGCCCAUCCCCCCGCCGACCGCCGAAGUCUCGCAUCUGCCGUCGCGUUGCCCUCCCGCCCAACUCUAACUCUUAGAGUUCCCUUCUCUGCUAGUCCGCUUCCACACACCGUUCUCCUCCCGUAUCCUUCCCCAUUUUCAAACCAAUUCAAACUCCUUCCGCCUAACUCUUACCGCUUGCCUUCC
This is a messenger RNA of Chondrus crispus (carragheen), 1672 nucleotides long. RefSeq names its product programmed cell death protein 2. Bases 291 to 1277 code for a protein of 328 amino acids. Gene Ontology annotation, cellular component: cytoplasm. Lineage: Eukaryota; Rhodophyta; Florideophyceae; Gigartinales; Gigartinaceae. The transcript is spliced from 3 exons. The record is from RefSeq and is a predicted model, not a curated record.